This is a messenger RNA of Paraglomus brasilianum, 750 nucleotides long. NCBI's taxonomy places the organism in Eukaryota, Fungi, Glomeromycota, Glomeromycetes, Paraglomerales, Paraglomeraceae. The record is from the annotation of a GenBank genome assembly.
AUGUCGACCAUUACGCUAAGCUGUUUGGUUAUGGGCGAUGACCCUUAUGAAAACGUUUUCGCAGUUGAUAUUGACGACAGCAAACUCGUCAGUCAUCUCAAGAAAGCCAUCAAACAGGAACAACCGCAAACUUUCGCCGGCGUUGACUCCAAAAACCUUAAAUUAUGGAAGGUUAAUAUCCCUCUCAACGAACCGGAACCGAAUUUAAGCCUUACCACGACCAAGAAGUUUGACAUCACCAUCAGGGAAGGGCUUCCGGACGUAAAAUUACUAUCGUCCUUCGACGAAAUCUCAGAAUACUUCUCCGGUCAACCUCCCAGAAAGCAUGUGCACGUUGUCGUGCAGGGAGAACCACAGUCAGGAGUGCAAGCGGAGGCUAAUGAGAAUACGGAAAGGAGUAGUUCGAAAAAAAGCAAGGGAAGUCAAGUCAUAUCCAACGUCAAUGAAACCAAUUCUUGCAAGUCUCGUUGCUCCGUUGUCAACAUCUGCCUGCAAUCAAUGGUUAGCACCACCACUGAUUUACCGGAGGAAACAAUGUACGAAUGGAUAUGCCAUAAACUUAAGAACAUGAAGGACAUGUUCGUUACUGCUAAAACUGCAGACACGCCAGAAGUGAUUAUAGAUGUUUCGAAAAUGGAACAGUUAUCUCUACCAAUUACAAACGCCAAUGAAACUAAUCAUUGUGAUGGUGGAUUUUCAAUCCUUAAUUACUGCCAACAAAACAUGGUGAGCACGUCUACUGGCAAAUAA